This is a messenger RNA of Suillus bovinus, 1080 nucleotides long. RefSeq lists its product as uncharacterized. The annotation marks the transcript as partial. NCBI's taxonomy places the organism in Eukaryota, Fungi, Basidiomycota, Agaricomycetes, Boletales, Suillaceae. The record is from RefSeq and is a predicted model, not a curated record. The transcript has 4 exons.
CCAACAAUGGCAGAAAUACGUCUUAAAUUAACUGAAUCCGAAUAUGCAGAUACCGGCAAAGUCGGAUCAGUAUCUUGGCUUAUUGAGGGAAUUAACUUGGAGGAUGCACAGGAUGCAUUGAGGGUAGAUAUCCGGCAGCUUCCAAGAGACGCUUCUGCUACUCAGAAGGCGGUGGUUGCUGAGAAGCGACAAAAAUUAGCUGUGAGGAUCUCAAAAUAUCAUGAAAGAACUGAUGCCAUGACCCAGGGUAUCGAAGUCAACUCGGGUACAGUGCCCCUGGAUGACAUCAGAUUUUGCACUGCAGAUGUCGUGGAGUUAGGGCCAGAAGCUACAGAUCUGGAAUUUGCCUCAGAGGAAAUUGUUGACUCAGAGGAAGUUCCUGCAGAAGUGAUGGGAUAUUUGGAUGCUCUAGCCCUUGGGUUGGGUGCUCUAGUGGCCGAAGAACUCCAGUUACGGCAGGGUCAGUCAAAUGAUUGCCUAGAAAGGUUACGACAGGCUCUUGGUCACAAAUCAAUCAUUUACCGUCAACACUUCCGAAGUGCGGAUUCCACAUGGGCAGGCACAAGGUCGAAGCAAGAGGCUUUACGGUGCCAGAUAAAAAUUGAUAAGUAUGUUCGAGGCUAUCAAAGGGCAAGGGAUGCAAUGCAGAGGCUGGGAGUAGACGAAGAAACCCUCACUAAUGUUUAUCAAGAAAUUCAGCCCAGCCAGCUCACUGUGAAUCAGGAAGUGACUGAGGAGAAUAGACAUGGGCAGGGAUCAGACAGACUGGCUUGGUUUUGGAGGAUCAACAACGGUGGUAAUACUCAUGAAGACCCAUGGAUGGAUGAAUUCUACAGGGUCAAUUGGUUAAAAGCUAAGGCUAGGUGGCAAAGGUGGGAGGAGGAGUUGAGUUUGGUCCAACAUGAGAUGGGUUGGACAGUUGGCUGGUUUCAGCAAAAGAAGGAUGAAUGGCAUAGAAGAUAUCACCAAGCCAAAAAAGCUGGCCAUCAAGAAUAUGCACAGCAGCAGGUGCUCUUGUGGGAAAAGUUUGAAUUGGAUGCCCAGAAUGCAUUCAAGGGCAAAAUGAUUAUAGUUGAUUAA